ACCUUUUUCUCUUUCAACACUGGAGGGAGGGGCAGGGUCUCGGCCCCGGGGGUCUCCUGAAACCCUGUCUCCCUGCCCUCCAUUUAGAAGCAAUCAGCGAACAGUUUCUGUCUUCUCCACUCCAAGUCCUUGUCUUGGUUCUUUUCCAUGCAGCGCUAGCGGGGACGGCAGCCGGUUCUCGGGGCUGGGCGGGCGUCUCUCCAGCCCCUGGCUUCAACACCCCUCGCCACGUUCUUCUCCCCUGUUCUGCCCUUCAGCACCAUCAGGGAAUCGACAGCUCCUCGGUGUCGGCCCCACCUUGAGCCCCGGGUUCCACCUUCCCUGCUUCAGCACCUCCAGCGCGGACAGCUCCUCGCUGUCGCCUGCACUCCCGGCCCUGGGCCGGACCCGGGCGCAGACGCUCCUCGGCGCCCGCUCAAGGGGACGACUCCUGCUCCCGGCUAUCCCAGACCCCUUUCUCUGGCGCAUGGAGACCCUGGGGGUCGGCGAAGGGGCAGAGGCGUGCAGCAGGUUGAGUCGCCCUCGCGGCCGCCAAGGCACGGCCAGGGCCCCGAAGCACCUGUGGCGGCAACCCCGGCGCCCCAUCCGCAUCCAACAGCGCUUCCAUUCGGACCCAGAGAAGUCCGCGGGCUGCCGCGAGCAGGACCUGAGCCCGCGGCCCGGGCUCAGGAAGUCGCGGCUGUCCUGGCCCAUUUCCUCCUGCAGGCGCUUUGACCUGGAAAAUGGGCUGUCGAGUGGGAGGAGCGCCCUGGACCCUCAGUCCAGCCCUGGCCUGGGCCGGGUCAUGCAGGCUCCUGUCCACCACAGCCAGAGGCGCGAGUCCUUCCUGUACCGCUCAGAUAGCGACUAUGAUCUCUCACCCAAGGCCAUGUCGCGGAACUCCUCUGUGGCCAGCGACCUACAUGGAGAAGACAUGAUUGUGACGCCCUUUGCCCAGGUCCUGGCCAGUCUGCGGACGGUUCGGAGCAACGUGGCUGUCCUUGCCCACCAGCAAUGCCAAGGAGCAGCCAAGCCGGGACCCGUCGGAAACCUUUCAUCCAGCCAUCAGCCCCCUCCGCCUGCAGAGGACACGGGGCAGAAGCUGGCAUUGGAGACGCUAGACGAGCUGGACUGGUGCUUGGAUCAGCUGGAGACUCUGCAGACCCGGCACUCGGUGGGGGAGAUGGCUUCCAACAAGUUCAAGCGGAUCCUGAAUCGGGAGUUGACCCACCUGUCCGAAACCAGCCGCUCCGGGAACCAGGUGUCCGAGUACAUCUCCCAGACCUUCCUGGACCAGCAGACUGAGGUGGAGCUGCCCACGGUGACCGCCGAGGAGCCUCCGAAGCCUGUGUCCCAAAUCAGUGGCCUACAUGGGCUCUGCCGCAGUGCCAGCCUCUCCUCAGCCACCGUCCCACGCUUUGGGGUCCAGACUGAGCAGGAGGAGCAGCUGGCCAAGGAGCUAGAAGACACCAACAAGUGGGGACUUGACGUAUUCAAGGUGGCAGAGCUAAGUGGGAACCGGCCUCUCACAGCUAUCCUAUUCAGCGUUUUUCAGGAGCGGGACCUGCUGAAGACAUUCCAGAUUCCAGCAGACACACUGGCCACCUACCUGCUGUUGCUGGAGGGUCACUACCAUGCUGACGUGGCCUACCACAACAGCCUCCACGCCGCUGACGUGGCCCAGUCCACACAUGUGCUGCUGGCUACACCCGCCCUGGAGGCUGUGUUCACAGACCUGGAAAUCAUGGCUGCCCUGUUUGCAAGCGCCAUCCACGAUGUGGAUCACCCCGGGGUCUCUAACCAGUUUCUGAUUAAUACCAACUCAGAGCUGGCGCUGAUGUACAACGACGCCUCGGUGCUGGAGAACCACCACCUGGCUGUGGGCUUCAAGCUCCUGCAGACAGAAAACUGCGACAUCUUUCGGAACCUCAGCACCAAGCAGCGACUGAGUCUGCGCAGGAUGGUCAUUGACAUGGUGCUGGCCACGGACAUGUCCAAACACAUGAACCUCCUGGCCGACCUCAAGACCAUGGUAGAGACCAAGAAGGUGACAAGCCUUGGUGUCCUCCUCCUGGACAACUAUCCCGAUCGCAUCCAGGUCUUGCAGAGUCUGGUGCACUGUGCCGACUUGAGCAACCCCACCAAGCCGCUGCCCCUGUACCGCCAGUGGACGGACCGCAUCAUGGCCGAGUUCUUCCAGCAGGGAGACCGCGAGCGUGAGUCGGGCCUGGACAUCAGCCCCAUGUGUGACAAGCACACGGCCUCAGUGGAGAAGUCCCAGGUGGGUUUCAUUGACUACAUUGCCCACCCACUGUGGGAGACUUGGGCUGACCUGGUCCACCCAGACGCACAGGACCUGCUGGACACACUAGAGGACAAUCGAGAAUGGUACCAGAGCAAGAUCCCCCGAAGCCCCUCCGGCCUCACCAACCCCGAGUGGGGUGGGCCUGACAGAUUCCAGUUUGGGAUGCCUCUGGAGGAGGCAGAGGAAGAGGAGGAGGAGGAGGAAGAGGAGGGGGAAGAGACAGCUUUAGACAAAGAGGCCUUGGAGUUGUCUGACACUGAACUGCCCCCUGAAGCCAGCCCAGACCCUGGGGACCUACCCCUUGACAGCCAGAGGACUUAGGGCCAGCCCUGCGUGAACCGCGAGGGCCGUGGGAUGGCGAAACUCUCUGACUUGCAAGCAAACUUUCCAGGAAGAUGCCCCAUGUGGUCCCUACUUCACUUUCCCACCCACUGAGGGAGACAGUCAAGCUCUUAGUUUUAGGCAGCGCUCAGGAUCUAAUUGGAGGCAACUGGCUGGGGUCCACUCUGACCCCAGGCUUGCCUAAAAGAGCUCUCUAAGGGGCAGCCUCUUACAGUGCCCUUGGGGUCUUUCCCCCGGGUUUCUCUCCCUGGCGUGGAGAGGUGGUGUCUGCUAGAGCCUCUUGUCCACCCUCUCCAGUGGUCACUCUUGAGCCACAUCUGUCAUUUAAUUCUUUCCUUCUUUAUCAAAUAUUUAUUGCCCAUUUACUUUGUGCCAGCUUUAUGCCUCUGUAGCAGCCCUGCACGAGGGGUGGGGAGUCAGCAGACCAUUCCAAAGGCAUCUCCCCAUCUGCUUCUACCAAGCAGCUCUCUGCAAGAGUGUAAGACUGCAAAUGGGGGCAUUUUUGGCAUCAAAGCUUCAUUCAUACCCGAGGUUGUUUCCGAAGCUGUGGUAGGAAAUCGGGGGCAGAAAAGAGAGGCUGGGCAAGGUGUGGAGGCUCAUGCCUGUAAUCCAGCACUUUGGGAGGCUGAGGUGUGAGUACUGCUUGAGCUCAGGAGUUUGAGACCAGCCUGGGCAGCACAGCAAGACCCCUGUAUCUGCAAAACAUAAAAAAUUAGCCAGGCAUGGUGGUGUACACCUGUAGUCCCAGCCACUCAGAAGGCUGAGACAAAGCGGAUCGCUUGAGCCCAGGAGUUGGAGGCUGAAGAGAGUUAUGACCGCACCACUGCACUCCAGCCUGGGCAACACAGCAAGACCCUGCCUCAAAAAAAAAAAAAAAAGAAAGAAAGAAAGAAAGAGAGGGGGCUCUGAGGCUGUGCUUGGUGGCUCACAUCUAUAAUCCCAGCACUUUGGGAGGCCGAGGCGGGCGAAUCACCUGAGGUUAGGAGUUUGAGACCAGCCUGGCCGACGUGGUGAAACCCCGUCUCUACUCAAAAUACAAAAAUUCGUCAGGCAUGAUGGCGGGUGCCUGUAAUCCCAGCUACUCGGGAGGCUGAGGCAGGAGAACCGCUUGAGCUCAAGAGCCUUGCGGUGAGCUGAGAUAGCACCAUUGCACAACCUGGGCGACAGAGCGAGACUCCAUCUCAAAAAA
Cebus imitator (Panamanian white-faced capuchin) is the source of this 3815-nucleotide messenger RNA. RefSeq names its product phosphodiesterase 4C (gene PDE4C). Gene Ontology annotation, cellular component: nucleus; cytosol; perinuclear region of cytoplasm. Gene Ontology annotation, molecular function: 3',5'-cyclic-AMP phosphodiesterase activity. Lineage: Eukaryota; Metazoa; Chordata; Mammalia; Primates; Cebidae. The transcript is spliced from 15 exons. The coding region runs from base 467 to 2605 and encodes 712 amino acids. Gene Ontology annotation, biological process: signal transduction. The record is from RefSeq and is a predicted model, not a curated record.